Messenger RNA from Acanthocheilonema viteae, 2109 nucleotides. The record is from the annotation of a GenBank genome assembly. Lineage: Eukaryota; Metazoa; Nematoda; Chromadorea; Rhabditida; Onchocercidae.
AUGCUCUUAUUAUUCAUAUCCUGUUCCAUUCUACUUUAUGGUAUCCCAGCAGAUUUAGCUCAAGAAUUUCUGAAUCCUUGCGCUGAUGCACCAUCAGCUUCUGCACAAGUAAUUUGCAAUCAAUUACAUGAAUGGGAUAGACAAGCUCGGGCAAAACCACCAGUGGGAUCAUCUGCGGUGUUGCCACCUGCAAUCCCAGGAAGAAGUCGAACAAUUGCUGCAGAGCUUGCGCCUAUUACUUCCACUCCUUAUCAGUGCAUGGAUCUCGAAUGUCUCUGUAUAUAUUUAAGAGGUAGAACACAAGCAGGUGGAAUAUGCUAUUUACCGAAUGGCUCACGACUAACAAAAGCCAUCAGGAAGGAGUACCGCAUGCUAACUGAUGAGGAGCGGAAAAGAUUUCACAAUGCUUUAAUACAACUUAAACGUUCUGGUGAAUAUGAUAAAUUGGCGCUGAUUCAUGGCCGUGCAGCAGUUAGCGGCGGUGCGCAUUCUGGACCUGCCUUUCUUCCGUGGCAUCGGGAAUUCAUCAAAAGAUUUGAGAUUGCUCUUCGACAAAUUGAUCCCAUCGUUUCCAUCCCGUAUUGGGAUUCAGUUCUGGAUAGUGGUUUACCGAAUCCACAAGAUUCAGUGCUGUGGACAAACGAAUUGAUGGGUAAAACCAAUGCGAACGGAGAUGUAACUGGAGGAGAUUUUGCUAACUUCGUCACAUUUGAGAAACAUCCGAACAUAAAACGUGAAGUUGGAAAACAAGGAUCGCCCUUCAAGCAAUCAGAUUUGAAUUGGUUCCUGCAACAAAAUCGAAUGGAAAAUGUUCUUGCAUUUACUGCUCCCAGACAGGGUUGUCAAUAUCGUGCCAAUUACAACGCCUUGGAAUACACACACGGUAAUGUUCACAUCUUUGUGGGCGGUGAUAUGUACGAUCCGUAUACAUCCGGAAACGAUCCGUUAUUCUACCUGCACCAUUCAUUUGUCGAUUAUAUAUGGGAAAUGUAUCGGCAACAAAAACAGACACGAUAUCAACGUGAAAAUGAUUACUCACCUGACAAUCAGGCAUGCAGCAGCGCAUUACAUUUCGGUUCCACUUUAAUGAGACCCUUCACACCAUUACGAAAUAUUGAUGGUUUGAGCAAUGCUUAUACCGACAAUCUAUAUGAAUAUGCACCACGGCCAACAUGUCGAAGUGGACCAACUUGUGGAUCGAAGUAUCUGUUUUGCGAUCGAUCACACGGACAACCUCAUUGCGUGUCACAGGCUCGAAUCGGUGGACACUGUUUUGGAUUUGUGAACGGUGAACAGGUAUGUCAUAAUGGAAUAUGUGUCAAUGGACGAUGUGUUACCACACCUUCCUCUUCGAUUCUACCAAUUACACCACCGCCCAUACAAGUGCCAGUGAAACAAACAGCGGUUGUAUCAAUAAAUGCUAAUUGCUACAACGAAAAUGAAUGCUGUCAGUUUUGGGCCCAGCGAGGUGAAUGCAAUCGGAACAGAGGUUACAUGCACGAAUGGUGUAAAGUUGCAUGUCGAAUUUGUCAGCCUAAUUUCAAUCCCAACACUGAAUGCUCAAAUCAUCAUGAGAAUUGUGAACGAUGGGCAAGAAGCGGUGAAUGUAAAAGGAAUGCUAAAUGGAUGAGGGAGAAUUGUCGACAGAGUUGUCAUCAUUGUGAUCGAACGAGGACACAAGUUUGCAGUGGUGAGCGCCGUGAUGUGACACCUCGACCACAAUCUGAGAAAAUAAAUCUUCUCCAUUGCAAUUCACCGGGAUGUUACAAUGAGAAUGUCUGCUGUCCAUUAUGGGGUCUACAAGGACAGUGCUCUCGAAAUUUCACUUGGAUAGCAUGUAAUUGCAAAGUUAGUUGUGGCCUAUGUAUUCCAGCUGAUUAUGAUUAUGGAACGUGUAAUGAUUAUCAUCGUAGUUGUCCUGAAUGGGCCUCACGUGGUGAAUGUAAUACAAAUGCUUGGAUGUUGGAAAAUUGUCGGCGUUCAUGUCGCUCAUGCCUAGAUCAGUGGCAAUUACGUCAAAGAUGUCGUAUUAAUUUAGAUUUAACUUUCAGUCAUGCGCCAAAUCUUGUCCCACCUGUGAUCGAUGAUUUUUAUUAUGAUAUAUUAUGA